AUCUGUCAUUAGUAAUUUUUGACCCCAAAAUUAUAUGACAUGCGUCAAUCAAAAAAAGACAGCGUCAAAUUCUGAAAAUGAAAAAUUCAUCAAAUGUGUGUAUUCUUCUCAAUGAAGCAGUGGUUUUGUGUAAUUUUUAGUUCCCCAUCUUCCAUUAAAAAAUGUGAUUCUUUAUCAGUAUUAAAUAAACUUUCUUAAGCUUUUUAAAUGAGUAUGUGUUGUUACAUUAAUGCAAGAAGAUGGAUUAGAGGAAUAAUAACUAUGAAGCUCAUGAAAUCUACACAAAAUGAUGUUGUCUGCCUACGCCAGAUUUAUUGUUCGCCACCCCUACCUGAUUCUUGGAAGCAUAAGUGUGAUUUCCACAAUACUUACAGUAAUUCCUUUGGUAUGUCACGAAUUGCCAUCAUUUUCCGAUCCUUUGGUUGGGUUUGAGACCCGCGGCACUGCACUGGCUCACCGUUUUAUUGCUUGGGAAAAUUUGAUCGACGAAACGAGACCUUCUCGGAGACUGGCCGUUAACCCUAAGGAAAUUGAAGACCAAAUUCGUAUGAAUCAUACUUACUACAAUAGAACCAGACCAGAUAAACCCAGGUCAGGUCGCGGCCGCUCAAAAAAGAAGAAUCGCAACAAAAAGAAAAAACUCAAAAACAAUAGUACAGGAAUUGAAAAGAAGUUGUUCAAUUUACCUGAAUUAAACAUAUCUAAUGGACAUGUGCACUGGGGUUUUGGAAUCAAUGUUUCUAUUGAAGAUGAAAAUGCUGCUUUUAUAAAGGAACACAGACGGAAACAAUGGCUAUCAAUCAAACAGAUGCAGAGACGACCCGACAAGCCCAUCCACCUCAACUACGCGUCAGGUACUUGUGGCCCGCCAGUUUCUGAUUAUGCCCAUUUAGUUGUAACUAGUUCUGAUAAUACAUCAUUGUUAACAUUUGAAAAUGUAUAUAGUAUGUGUAAAUUCCAAACUCAUCUUGUAGAAGUGGGAACAUCUGAAUAUUAUAAGUUGUGUCAGCGGAACACACAUUCUGAAGAUCUUUGCUGCCCUAUUUGGAGUGUGCCAAACUACAUAGCUUUAAUAUCAGGCAAGAGUACAUGUGAAAAUUUAACCAGGGAGGAUGUAGAUUCAGCUGUUAGUAUUUUGCGGAAAUGUGCUGGCUAUUUUCACAAUUUUACUUUAAUGGCAUCGUGUGACCUGGACCGUUGUAAGGUCCCAAAAUAUUGUUCACAGUAUGAUGCUGUGUACAAUUUGUUGUUUUAUAUCAUAGACUCAGAGGCUUUCUCCCCAACAGAUUAUUCCCAAACUUUUGUGAAAAAUGCAAUGAUCUUUCUUCCUUUGCCAUAUAGUGUUACUUCAUUACCUUAUUAUGUAAAGUUGGAACGUUCAAAUUUGACAUAUGAUGCUCUUACUGUACCUGCCAUGGAUUUCGGACUAAAAAAUACUCUUUUUGAUGCAUUGUUGAUUCAAGACACCUGGCUAAUAGGUUUAGGAGGUAUCUUUGUAUUUAUAGGUGUAUGGUUUUACACUAAAUCUGUAAUUCUUACUGUGCUGUUAUUUACGGCAAUAGCAUAUUCACUUGGAAUAGCAUACUUCUUGUAUGUUUAUGUGUUCAAUUUGGAGUUUUUUCCCUUUAUGAAUUUACUAGUGAUAGUUGUUGUGAUAGGAAUUGGAGCUGACGAUGCAUUUCUCUAUGUUAAAAUUUGGAUCACUGUUAGUAAACAGCUCAUAAGAGAUAAUGUGGUGACUGAAGAUAACUGUUUAACUGACAUCAAGAAUGUAUCAAGUGCUGGAGAAACAAUCCUCGUGCAAAUCCUUGAGGAAACUUUGAAACAUUCUAUCGUGACUAUGUUCAUCACAACUUUGACGACUGCAGUUGCAUUUUUCGCUUCUUAUGUAAGCUACAUUCCAGCUAUUAACUGUUUUAGCGUUUUUGCAGGAACGGCGGUUAUGGUAAACUUUUUACUAAUGAUUAGUUGGUUGCCUGUAUCAGUGUAUGUUAUAGAUGUUAAAUUGUGUACUAGUAAUGUCAAGGUAUUAGAUGUAAUUCAGAAAGCUAUUAAUGAGAUUUGGGAAGAUAUCAUAGUUGUUUUAAGUAGAUUCAUUAUUACAUGUGUAAUGAAACUACACAUGCCGUUUGUUAUGUCAUUGGGUGCUAUAGGGAUUGGAAGUAUUGUUGUAGUGUUCUACUCUCCAGGGCUGCAACUGCCAGAGUCCAGACAAUUUCAACUAUUUCAGUCUUCACAUCCUGUAGAACAGUAUGAAAUGCAGUACAGAGAUAAAUUCCUAUUUGAAAGAUUUGGAAAAGACAUUGGCACAGGUAGUAGAAUGCCAUUAAGAUGGAUAUGGGGCGCUAAAGCUAUUGACAAUGGAAACCAUAUGGACCCAUACUCCACAGGACAUUUGGUUUUUGAUGAGACAUUUUCUGUGUCUGAUCCAAGCUCCCAAGUAUGGUUGUUAAAGUUCUGCAUGAAAUUAAAAGCACAACCAUUCUAUCAGCCAAUGUUUGGACCUCUUUUGCCAAAUUGUUUUAUUGAAGGUUUCAAAAAAUUAAUGAGUAUUCGGUGCAUUGAUAAUAUUGACAAAUUAAAUAGAACACCUUGCUGCGAGUCAUCUCCAUUCCCCUAUAAAAAAGAAGUAUUUGAAUAUUGCAUUAUAAAAGCCAUGGAGUCUUUAUAUGGGACACGUGGGGAGUUGUUUAUGCCUGGGGUGGCUGGUCCCAAAUUUUUAAGAAGCGCAAGGCCACCUACUGUAGCCGCUAUGGUAGUUGAAUUUGAAAGUGUAGUCCCAUAUUCGAUGUCGUAUACUAGUAUGAAUAAUUUCUUCUUGCAUGUUGAAAACUGGACACAAGAAGAAUUAAAAUCUGCGCCACCAGGAAUGUCAGGUGGUUGGUUCUUGUCUGAUUUCCAGUUUUAUGAUCUCCAAAGAACUCUAGCCAGUGGCACUGUAAUGGCAUUAAUUUUAUCGGCUAGUUUAGGAUUUGUCGUGUUGAUACCGGCGACAUUAAAUUUCGUAGUUAGUAUUUGCGCGUUGACGGCAAUGAUCUUUUCAUCUACCGUCACUAUAGCGAUUUUGGUUUUAUCUGGCUGGAAAUUGAAUGUUUUGGAAAGUGUAGCUAUAUCGACAUCAGCUGGCUUAGCUGUUGACUUUAGUCUGCAUUAUGCACUGAGUUACACAAAUGCCAGUGGUACUAAAUCGUCUAGAGUCAAAUAUGCGCUAUCGGCCUCCGCCGGACCAACUGCUGCCGCUGCUUUGACUACCGGCUUAGCUGGGAUUUUUCUUCUCCGUUCUAAUCUUCUUCCGUAUUUCCAAAUCGGAACAUUUCUUGCAUUAAUAAUGUCAGUAAGUUGGUUUUAUGCUACAUUUUUCUUAUGCUCUCUGCUUCAAUUAUUUGGGAAAAAUUCUUCGAAGGAAUCUCCCACAGAGGAACAUAAAUCUGUAUCGAGGGUUAGUUCUAUUUGUUCUGGGGUACCCAAUUUAGAAAGCCAUGAACUGGAACACUUGGCAGACAGCAAUCGUACAAAUGUAACUCAUUCGCAUAGUCCUUCCAGUGUAAGCGCCACCACUGUGGUGCUCCAUGAGGACUACGAUACUUCUCACAAUAAAGUUGAUAAGAAAAUUAGCAUUACUAGUAAUAAUAUAGCUUGUGACAAGGACUGAAUGUUUAGAUGUAAUUGAUAUUAUAAGAAAAUAAACUUUUUGGAGUAUUUAUGACAAUUUUACGAACAGUAUUAUUGUGACGCUCACAAAACUAGUUUACAAGCUUACUGUUUCUCUGCAAAACUAAUUGAUUUUUUUAAGUGAAUGCCUAUUUUGAUUCAUGUACCUACUUAACUAUUUUUUUUUGUAAAUAUUAUCGAUUAAUUAACUGAUAAAAUCAAGAGGAAAACGUUAUUAUUGUGACAAUAACUAUCGCAUAAAUUAAUAAUUCAUAUUCGACAAUAUGGUAUGUAAACGAGCUUAGCUUGAACAUAAUCAAUAAUUAAUUAUGUUGAUUUCUCUUUCUUACCUUAUUAUGUUUGAAUUUCAUCUCGAUGUUUAUAUUCACCUACUAAGUAAAACAUGAUCUUUCUGUAGUAAAUCAAUUCUUUUUGUAUGAAUUAGGUAUUGAUUUGCUAAGUAUUAUUUUCCAGUAUUUAUAAUGCUAUUGAAUCUCACGAUUUUUAGAUCAUCCACCCUUGAAAAUUACUUGGUGUCAAUUCAAAAUCACAAUGAAAUUUUUAUUCAUCGAAAAUUUAAAUGUAUUUUCGUAGAAAGUAUUAAUAUUAAGUACUACUUUGUUAUAAGAGAGUUAAAUUAUUUUAAGGUACAAUUAUGUAACUUAAAUUAAUUAGUGAUCAAUGGUUACUUAUUAUUUAAUGUUAAAAGUUUUUAUGAAGAAGGCGAUUAUUAUUACAUUUGUUUAUGUUAUGCUGACAUAAGAUAAAUAUACAUGCCUAUAUAUCUACUGUUAGAGAUAAUGUUCAGUGCCAUAAUUCAGUACCUAUGUAUUUAUUUUUAUAAUUAGAAAACACUGACCUACCUAGUUUUAAUAUGUGUAGUAACAUACAUAAUUUAUGUAUUGUUAUUAUGUAUAGUAUGUAUAUGUCUAAAAUUUAGGUAUCAGAGGACUCCUGGGAAAUAACUUCCUAUUUAAUUUCCAUUUACUAUUAAUGUGACUUUUCCUAGUCUUUUAGUAUUAAUUGAUUACUUGACUCAGUAUUUUCAUUAAACUAUUCAAACAGAGUUAAUUGAAAAAAACAAAAUGUAUUUGUCUCCUAGAUUUAUACUUAAACAUAAAUACCUACUGAAUUCUUGCACAAAAAAUUGUACAAAAAAAACUGUUUUACUUGUGUUAUUAUCAUACUGAUAAUAAUUUAGCCAUAUCCACGUAGUAAAGUAUAAUCCUAGGUGUUGUUAUUGAGUCAUU
Messenger RNA from Ostrinia furnacalis (Asian corn borer), 4901 nucleotides. It is a transcript of the gene disp, whose product is annotated as RND transporter family member dispatched. Gene Ontology annotation, molecular function: transmembrane transporter activity. Gene Ontology annotation, biological process: smoothened signaling pathway. Lineage: Eukaryota; Metazoa; Arthropoda; Insecta; Lepidoptera; Crambidae. Gene Ontology annotation, cellular component: membrane. The transcript has a single exon. Bases 287 to 3652 code for a protein of 1121 amino acids. The record is from RefSeq and is a predicted model, not a curated record.